Messenger RNA from Asparagus officinalis (garden asparagus), 1693 nucleotides. Its product is annotated as RING finger and transmembrane domain-containing protein 2. Bases 1 to 1341 code for a protein of 446 amino acids. Lineage: Eukaryota; Viridiplantae; Streptophyta; Magnoliopsida; Asparagales; Asparagaceae. The transcript is spliced from 9 exons. Gene Ontology annotation, biological process: positive regulation of ERAD pathway. Gene Ontology annotation, molecular function: ubiquitin protein ligase activity. The record is from RefSeq and is a predicted model, not a curated record.
AUGGCGACCUUGCUCCGGUCUGAUCCGAGGAGGCCAUGGAGAGUAACCGUCGGCGGCGCCUCUAGAAGGUACGGAGUCCAGUUCUCCGCCUCCAAUUUCAUCCAAGCCCCUCUAUCUGCUCUAUUAGAAUACUCUGGAAUCUUACGAAACCCUCAAUCGAGCCAUCAGGAGACGGAGCCCUUGACCUCCGCGCCCCCCGCCGCCCCCAGCGACGGCGAGGUCGCGAUACGGAUCAUCGGCGCCGGCGAUCAUGAAAGUGUUAGGGCUUUUCCGGGGGAAGCGAACUCGUUGAGUCCAUUGAGGUCUGAGGGCGAGGAUUUGGCUAGGGAGAGUGAGAGGGAGGGUGGGGAUGGGGAAGUUAGUCCUUUGAAUUCGUCGAAUUCCGCUUCGGGGAGCGGGAGUAAUUUGGAGGGGGAAGGGAAUGUUGGGGGAGGGAAUGGGAGGGAUUCGUCGUAUCAGAGGUAUGAUAUACAGCAGGUGGCAAGGUGGAUCGAGCAGAUUUUGCCAUUUUCCUUGUUGUUGUUGGUGGUUUUCAUUCGGCAGCAUUUGCAAGGUUUCUUUGCCACCAUCUGGAUUGCAGCAGUAAUGUUCAAGUCAAAUGAUAUACUGCGGAAACAAACUGCUUUGAAGGGAGAGCGAAAAAUUUCUUUUCUAGUCGGGAUUACACUUAUUUUCAUGAUCCACGUUUUUGGAGUUUACUGGUGGUACAGGAAUGAUGACCUUUUCUAUCCACUUGUACUUCUUCCUCCUAAGGACAUACCGCCAUUUUGGCAUGCUAUAUUCAUUAUCAUCGUCAAUGAUACAAUGGUUCGCCAGGCAGCAAUGGUUGUCAAGUGUAUGCUACUGAUGUACUACAAGAAUAGCCGGGGCCGGAACUAUCGUAAGCAGGGUCAGAUGCUAACUCUUGUGGAAUAUCUCCUCCUCCUGUAUCGAGCAUUAUUGCCAGCGCCAGUUUGGUACCGGUUCUUCCUUAACAAGGAAUAUGGGAGCCUCUUUUCAUCUCUAACUACUGGCCUGUACCUAACUUUCAAGCUGACUUCAGUUGUUGAGAAGGUGCAAUCAUUCUUUGCAGCAUUGAAGCAAUUGUCACGUAAAGAAGUGCAUUAUGGGUCACAUGCAACAACAGAGCAGGUGAUUGCAGCUGGUGAUAUGUGUGCUAUCUGCCAGGAGAAGAUGCAUGCUCCCAUCUUGCUACGUUGUAAACAUAUAUUCUGUGAAGACUGUGUCUCAGAAUGGUUUGAAAGAGAACGUACGUGCCCAUUAUGCAGGGCUUUAGUUAAGCCAGCUGACCUCCGGUCCUUUGGUGACGGCUCUACAAGUCUCUUCUUCCAGUUAUUCUAACUCUUACUUUCAGCAAUAUAUACCGGUUAUCUCAAAUGAUGAGACUGGCGAUGAAACUGAGAGGAUUCUCUGUUGGCCUGCGCCUCGUGGUUAAGGUUAUGAUGUAUUUUAACUGAUAUAUUUAUGGCCUGUUUCUUCGCGCAUUUUGCUGGAAGUUGUUCCUCAAGAGGAGGGAGGGAGGGAGGGAGUGUUCAUAAUCCUGUAAUUUUAUCUAUAGGCCCAAUGGUCAUAAAUUUUUUUUACAAACUGAUGAGAAGAGAACUGUACAAACAGUUUAUGAAAUAUAUAUAUAUAUAUAUAAACAGCAAAUUCCAUGUCGCAAAAUGUGACACCUGGGGUUUGAUGUGGUUCA